Messenger RNA from Quercus lobata, 261 nucleotides. RefSeq names its product chaperone protein dnaJ 1, mitochondrial-like. The transcript is spliced from 4 exons. The record is from RefSeq and is a predicted model, not a curated record. Bases 31 to 261 code for a protein of 76 amino acids. Gene Ontology annotation, biological process: protein folding. NCBI's taxonomy places the organism in Eukaryota, Viridiplantae, Streptophyta, Magnoliopsida, Fagales, Fagaceae.
GAACUAAAUCUUUAUGCUAUUCUGGGUGGCAUGGUCGAUGUGCCAACUUUAUCAGGGAAGACGCAACUAAAAAUACCAAAAGGGGUUCAGCUAGGACAACUUCUGGUUCCAAGAGGCAAAGGUAUAUUGUUAGUUGCUGCAGGACUGCCAAAGCAUGGCUUUCUUGUAGACCAUGGAGAUCAGUAUGUUUGCUUCCGUGUUAACUUUCCCACUGAAAUAAAUGAACGCCAGCAUGCUAUACUUGAAGAAUUAGCGGAAUAG